Molecule: messenger RNA, 1644 nt
Organism: Zootoca vivipara (common lizard)
Lineage: Eukaryota; Metazoa; Chordata; Lepidosauria; Squamata; Lacertidae
Gene: UQCRC2
Product: ubiquinol-cytochrome c reductase core protein 2
Cellular component (GO): mitochondrion
Molecular function (GO): metal ion binding
Source: RefSeq, a predicted model, not a curated record
GUGGCCGCGCGGCGUGGGCCGGAAGAGCCGUCCGCUUCCUGGGCGGCCAUCUUGGAUUUCUUCCCCGGGGAGGCUCCGGAGGGGUCUGUGGCGGUCGGAGACCAUGAAGCCCAUUUCGGCGGCAGCGCGGUGCCUCUCGAGGAGGUUUUAUUCUCUCAAGGCUGCACCUAAAGUUGAAGCCCCCGGAGGAGCAGAGCGGUCAAAAGUACUGCUGAACCCCCAGGAACUUGAGAUUGCAAAACUACCAAAUGGCUUGAUGAUUGCUUCUCUGGAAAAUUAUUCUCCAGUUUCAAGGAUUGGCGUCUUCAUCAAAGCAGGCAGCAGGUAUGAGACCGCCACCAAUUUGGGAACUGCUCACCUGCUCCGCCUUGCAUCUAACCUGACUACAAAAGGAGCUUCUGCCUUCAAAAUCACCCGUGGUAUUGAAGCUGUUGGUGGUAGCUUAAGUGUGACAUCUACCAGAGAGAACAUGGUUUAUUCCGUUGAAUGCCUCCGUGACUAUAUUGAUACCGUUUUGGAGUAUUUAUUAAAUGUCACAACGGCCCCAGAAUUCAGGCGCUGGGAAGUGGCUGAGGCCAAUCCCCGUUUAAGAAUUGACAAGGCGAUUGCCUUUCAGAACCCUCAAGUUGGUGUUCUUGAAAACUUGCAUGCAGCGGCUUAUCGGAAUGCCCUUGCCAACUCCUUGUACUGUCCAGAUUACGUUAUUGGGAAGAUUACUUCGGAACAACUGCACCAGUUCGUACAGAACAACUUCACAAGUGGCAGAAUGGCUCUGGUGGGGCUCGGUGUCAGCCAUUCUGACCUGAAGCAGAUUGGAGAGCAGUUCCUAAACAUCCGCAGCGGGGCUGGCUCAGUUGGUGAGAAGGCAAAGUAUCGUGGAGGUGAAGUCCGAGAGCAGAACGGCCAUAGCCUUGUCCAUGCUGCCGUAGUUGCUGAAGGAGCUGCUGUAGGAAGUGCAGAAGCAAACGCCUUUAGUGUCCUUCAGCAUGUUCUUGGGGCAGGGCCUCUCAUUAAGAGAGGAAGUAGCGUUACCAGUAAGCUCAUCCAAGGUGUUGCAAAGGCAACCGCCCUACCUUUUGACGCAGCAGCAUUUAAUGUCAAUUACUCUGAUUCCGGACUCUUUGGGGUUUACACUGUAUCUCAGGCUUCAGCUGCUGGGGAGGUAAUCAAAGCUGCUUUGAACCAAGUGAAGGCAGUUGCCCAGGGUGGAAUCACUGAUGCGGAAGUCACAAGAGCCAAAAACCAGCUGAAGGCAGCUUACUUGAUGUCUGUGGAGUCUUCAGAAGGCUUGCUUGAUGAAAUUGGCUCUCAGGCCCUGGCAUCUGGGGCAUACACAUCACCAAGCGCUGCGGCCGAAAAGAUUGAUUCUGUGGCCACUGCUGACAUUGUGAAUGCUGCAAAGAAGUUUGUUAGUGGGAAGAAGUCGAUGGCAGCUAGUGGGAAUUUGGCAAACACCCCUUUUGUGGAUGAGUUGUAAGAAGUUGAACACGAGGCACAGCCUCAAAAUGGACUCUGUUCUAAGGCAGUUGUGUUGACUGUCAUUAUUGUCCUGUAUUAUUUAUGAGCUCCUAAUGCUUUGGAGCUGUAGGUUACUUUCAGUACACUUACACCAAAUAAAGUGCAGAGCUCAUCCUCUUAACAGGA